Molecule: messenger RNA, 24851 nt
Organism: Podarcis lilfordi (Lilford's wall lizard)
Lineage: Eukaryota; Metazoa; Chordata; Lepidosauria; Squamata; Lacertidae
Source: the annotation of a GenBank genome assembly
AUGCCACAAAAGACAUUAUCCCAGAGAGACCCGCACAGGGCCAAUCUGUCGACGAAACCAUCUCUGCUGGAAAACACGGCAGGCGGCAAAGGCAUUUCCGCUAUCGAUGGCAGCGGUGCUGGUGUCACAACAUCCUUUACUAAUGGCAAGCCAAGUCUUGACGGGCUUACUGGAAAAUCUCCCCUUUCUACCAUUUCUUUUGGGGAUCAUCACGCCAAUCUGUGUCGUGGGGUGAGGCCUGUUUGUCGGAUUCGCCCAACCAGUGCUGUGAUCCAAGGAGGCUCUGUUGCUCACAUUAACCGUCUGCAAGGAGAACUUGUGAGAAAAAGGAAGGUCAGUGACUAUUUGUGUGCUAAAGUGACAUGCCUCAAAACACAGGGCAAUGUGUAAUUUUGAGACAUAAGUAAAAAUUACUUUUAAAACUUGACUUUUAGUAUCGUGGUUCUAAAUGGUGAAAAUAAUCUUGCUAUUUUUAUAAGCAAUCGUUAUGAAAUUUACAAAAUAAAUAAAUUAAGGUCUUAUGUAUAUAAUGAAGGUUCAUAAAUGUACCAAGCAAACACAUACAUAUAGGCCACAUGUCUGAAGCUGCACAGGAGAGCAGCCAUGGAGCCAUUUUGACUCCCAGGCUGACCAGGUGUUUUCUCUGCAAGGUCAAAUGGAGAAGCCUCCCCAUUGUCUUUUCCUUCACAAAUCCUGUCUUAAGGGUAUAUCUGUGUAUGAAUAGGGUGAGCCUAUGAUCUGGCUCAGGAACUAAGUAUUUAUCAUUACAAAAGACUGGCCAGGCUCCCCAGGGUAUCAAUCCUGUAAACAUUAACAGAUAACUUGCCAGACAGGAGGUAAACAACCCACUCAGAUUUCUGCUUUAGCCCGCCCUUUCUGUGAUGUAAGUAUGAUGUAUCUGGGGUGGUGGUCUUGAGCUACACCCCCUCUGUGAUGUAGGUAUGAUGUUUCUGUGGGUGGUCUUUGACUCCAAGGUGGGCAAUUUAAAAUGUCUAUAUAAGGGCGGACACACCUUGGUUCUGGGUCCUCCUCCUCCUGUGUGUGAAGGGGGCACCCUGUUGCAACAGUUCAAUAAAGAGCAGGCUUACAAGCUGCUUUGCUUCUCAAUAUUCUCUGGUUGGCCUCUUUUUUCCUCCGACCGAUGGAGAACCUACAAAGGACUCUAUAAGGGCUCUUGUGUCCCACAUAAGGGAAUAAGGGCAGAUUUUCGUUUAUUACAGUUAUUUUAUAAGAAUGCAAGGAUACCAUUUCUGGGCUGGAAGGAUAGAUCUUGGAAAACAGAGUUUCCAUCCUAGCUCCGUAAUAGAUUGAAUGUUAUCAUAAUUCUCUUUUGCUUUAAAGCUAUUACAGACAGGAAUUUUCUAUUACUCGAGCAAGAAUCUGUUUUCUUUUGUUAUGUUGUAUUGGAAAUGAAUAACACUCCUAGCAAAGUCAGCUGUUUCUGCUUAUUCAUUCUUAGAUUGUUCAGAGUCCUCCAUAAUCUAUGAGACUCUUAGUGCUUAUCUGUAUCUAGAUUGUUCUAAUGGGUGGGAUUUAGCUAACCAGCAAGGACUUCCACCUGUGAACUGGGCUUUCCAUGAGAUGUAUUCAGAAUAUUUUUUGCUCUUAUGCCCACAAAACAAAAAAGAAGAAGAAGAAGAAGAGUUUGGAUUUGAUAUCCCGCCUUUCACUCCCCUUCAGGAGUCUCAAAGCGGCUAACAUUCUCCUUUCCCUUCCUCCCCCACAACAAACACUCUGCGAGGUGAGUGAGGCUGAGAGACUUCAGAGAAGUGUAACUGGCCCAAGGUCACCCAGCAGCUGCAUGUGGAGGAGCGGGGAAUCGAACCCGGUUCCCCAGAUUAUGAGUCCACCACUCUUAACCACUACACCACACUGGUUCAUAUUUAUAUGAACAGGAAAGCAUGGGCUAAAUGCCUGUGUUAAGGCCUUGUGUUUUUCAAUAAUAACGCUCCCUCAGCCUGAAAGCAGGAUGAGCGCCGCAACCCCACAAUCGCCUUUGACUGGACUUAACCGUCCAGGGGUCCUUUACCUUUUUCCUUUUUAUCUGCAGCCUUGCUGUGCAUGAGUGCACAAAACUAAUUCAGAAUCUGAUUGACAGAAGGUCAUCUGGUCCAUGUAAUUUACCUGAAUGAGAUUGCGGCCCCUCUAAGAAGCAAACGGCAUGCCCUUUUUGUUUGCCAAUUGUUGGUUCCGUGCUCAGCCUAAGAUGCACAUGGCCAGUACGAUUCCUUUAACCUCUUUCUGCUGUAACACUACAUGUUUUAAAUAUAGAUUAUUUCUCAGCAUACUUUUAUUUCGCUUGAAAGAUUAUUUGUGUGCUUUGAGAAGUGUGUUGAACUCCCCCACCCACCCACACAGCCAUGGCAGAUAUAUCUUAAGCUAACAGAUUCACAUAGGAACAUUUUAAAAAUUGUUCAAUUUAGAGAAAUGGCUGCAAUAAAUCUUAUGAGCUGAAAUUAUCCAGAAUGAUAUUAAGACAAAAACUACCUGUAUGUCAUCAGGAAUGCGAGGACCUGAAGAAACAGAACAAAUGCUUGUCAAAUGAGCUGCAUUUGGAAAGAAUUUUUAUGAAAUCGGAAAGCGAGCUGGGCAUGAGAAAUCUCAGAAAUAUAAACCAUGGACUGCAAACACUAGUUAAAGAGGUAUGACACCACCAGACUGAGCUCUUUUCUGCUGUUUUUUUUACCAACAUUACCUGACUAAACAUAAUGUAGUCCCCUUUAAAGAAUAUAGAGUUUGUCUGAAAACUUCCCCUGCUGUGAAAUUAGAGGAAAUGACGUAGCUAUUAAAAAACAUUUUUAACCAUUAGAAAGUAUUAUGCUGUUGUUGUUCAUAAUUAAACAUCAGGUACAACUUGUGACUGCUUAUAGUGACUGCUUCACUAUAAGUCUCACUAAAAGAAGCAAUUGGAUCUAAAAGCAAGGUCUGAACUACACUUCUGCAAUGCAGUGGCAACUAUGGCUGCAUCCUAACCCCACUUCCCUGUGGGGUUUAAGUUAGGAUUGCGCUGUAAGCUAACUACUUUUUCACAGCUGGCUCCAUGGGCUGCUUUGCAUACACAAAAAUUACAUUUUUAAGGUAUACACCUAAAAGCAAAACUGCCCAAUCCAAAAAUAGAGAUCUGUGCUUGGUAAUUCUUCUAGGUCAAGAAAUGUGCACGGAGAUUGCAUGUUCAUACUCAGGUGCACAUCCCAGGAGGUACAGCAGAGUGUGGGUGUGGGUUGUGGUUUCCCUCACAACUUGCAGGUAUAAGGUAAAGGGACCCCUGAUCAUUAGCUCCAGUCGUGACAGCUCAUCUCGCUUUAUUGGCUGAGGGAGCCGGCGUACAGCUUCCGGGUCAUGUGGCCAGCAUGACUAAGCUGCUUCUGGCAAACCAGAGCAGCACACGGAAACGCCAUUUACCUUCCCGCCAGAGUGGUACCUAUUUAUCUACUUGCACUUUGACGUGCUUUCGAACUGCUAGGUUGGCAGGAGCAGGGAUCGGGCAACGGGAGCUCACCCCGUCACGCGGAUUCGAACCACCGACCUUCUGAUCGGCAAGUCCUAGGCUCUGUGGUUUAACCCACAGCGCCACCCGCGUCCCUUGCAGGUAUAAAUAGGAGUGUAAAUUUCUAUCCACCAACUAGGCCACUAGUUGUGCAAUUAUGUGUGUAUGGUGAACUUGAGUCAUUGGGCAUCAGCUUUAUCCUUAAUCCUCUCAAAAUGAGCUUGACUCUGAGACACAGACAUCAGAAUCCCAAUAUCCAGGAUAAAGCAUUUAAUCCAAGUCUUUUAGCGGAGCCAUCCUACACAUGCCCACUCAGAAGUGCAUCCCAUUAAGCUUAAUGAGAUUACAUCCAGGUGAGCAUUUAUAAGAAGAGCCUGCUGAAUCAGGCCAAAGCCCCAUCCAUAGGCUUGCAGUCUCAGUUCUUUUUUUUUUUCUUUUUUAUGACUUAAGAUACGAAUACAGAAAAGAGGAUUUGAAACCAGUGGGGCGUGACUGGUAUUGUGGAGGUUAAUUGCUCAACUUAUUGAGUAAAAAGGGCUUGGCACCACACAAAUCACGAAAAUGCAGUUUUCCAUUUGACUUAAAAUAUUGAUCUAUGUUAACUUUAAAGUAAUCUUUUUCAUCAGAGAGAAAGAAGAAGAAUAUUGUGAAGAAGCAUUAUGAACUGCCUAUGUUUUUUGAAAAGGAAACCCUGAUUCCUCUUCUUUGAUUACAGAGAGGUUGCCAGUGUGAACGUUACUGAUGAAUAUUGUAUGGGUAGUUUAUGUCUGGCUGGGUCAGAUUCAAUAUUUUGGCAGGAAAGCUAUAUUCAAGGUCUGCCAAAGUUUCUGCCCUUUGUAGAACAUUACGCUUUUCUCAGUGUAAGGAAAAACAAAGUGAAAAUAAAUCAGGCGAGAAAACCUACUGGCAGAGAAUUUGUUGCUAACAACUCAUAGCAGGUUUGCUAUGAUCAGGCACUAAAAGAAUGAGGGGCUGUAAAAAAACAAAACAAAACAGGUUUAAUUUCUGUGGGUGUUUGUGACAAUACUAAAAACUUUUAAGCAAAAAUGAAAGGAAUAAAAAGUUGACAUAUUUUAAAAAUACAUAUCUAUAUAUGUUGAAAAACUGCAGGAGGCUUUAAAUCAUAAGCCCCUUUGUGAGAGUUGUGAGGAGACCCUUCACAGAGCUCUUGCUCCCAGCACCCUUAACAAACAACAGUUCCCAAAAUUCUUUGGGGAAAGCUAUGACUGUCAAAGUGGUAUAAGAGUGCUUUCAAUAUAUGGCGUGAAUAGUUCGGCAGAUCCAAACUUUUCUGGAAAGCUUUUGGCACACUCCCUAGAUCCCAUAUCCUUCUGAAUCUGAAAUUUGAUCUAAGCAAAUGCAAGUGAAAACUGCAAUGGCUUCUUUGUUUCCCUCCUGUGACAAAUUUUAAAUUGUAAUCUCCUCAGGGCAUUGACCUAUUUUCUUGCACUCUUUAAAGUGUUGCUGACAUCAGAUAGUAUGUAGCAACAAUUCCCUCUCUCCCCCACCCCUGAAAUAUUAGAGGGGCCAUUCUCAAAGGUGCAUGAGUUUUAUCAAUGACUGUGGAAUAAGAAACCCCUUUCUAAUACUGUAUUCACAUGUUCUUUUGCUCAUCAGCUGAGGCAAAAGCUGAAUGCCUCUCAGCAGACAGCGACAAAAUACUCCAAGCUUGUGGAGGAGGCCUCUCUGGCGCAGGCAGAAGCUGAGAAAGGCCAAGCGGAGGCUGAAGCCCAGGAAAAGUUGUGUCGGGAGCAGCAAGAAGCAGUUCAACUGGAGAACAUCAGCUUAAAAGAAGAAACCCAGCAGCUGAAGAGAAAGGUAUGAGCCUUAGAUCACAUGCUUGCACCCUGAGUUAACUACCAGUUGUCGGGAUCCCAUAUCUGUCAUGGUAGAAUGUAUAAGAGCAAGCCUAUCAAAAUAUCGCCUUUGCCUAGGUCAUCCUUUCUCAACCUUGGGUCCUGAGAUGAUGUUAUGCUAUAGCUCACAUCAUUCCUGAUCACUGGUCCUGCUAGCUAGAAAUGGUGAGAGUUGUAGUCCAACAACAUCUGGGGACCCAAGGCUGAGAAAGCCUGGCCCACAGUGAUGUAGUAGAAUAAAUCUCAUACUGCACAGGGCCAAACUUCGCAUGGAGCAAUGUGAAUCAUUCACCUCAGGCAGUGGCUUCCACGCUAUUUUUCUUCCUUCAAACUCUUAUCUUUGCCUUUGUUUUUAUAGGUGUUAAAACCUCUACGGCUUGGCUGUCCCGGCAACUUUCUGCCUUAGAGAGGGGAAAACAUGUUUUUCUGAUUUGUCUCUUUCAGUUAACCGAAAUGCAGCAGCUGUUAGCACAAGUGGAAAAGAGCCACUUUGAAAGUCAGAUGAAACUAGAGAGAAUAACAAUGGAGAGGGAAGUCAUCCGUGAGGAAAAACGAUAUUUGGAGCACGAAAGGAAUGAACUAAAGCAGAAACUGAAAGGAACACUAGAAGAGAAUUUGAAGUGUAAAGAAAGGUAAGGUUUUAAUUUAGACACACACACACACACUUUUUUUACAGGCUCUUUCCCAUCCCAGAAAACAGUUGCUCCUUUCCUGACAUGACAAGAGAUGUUCCCAAUCUUCACAAUGGUGUAUGAUUUUUAAUUUUGUUUAUUCCUUUGAUUUUACACCAAACCCCAUUUUGUAGGCUCUGUGUCAUAUGCUACCUCUCAUUUUGCGGAAUAUUCAUUCCCCUAAAUCCUUAGUUGUCUUAAAAUUAGGAUAAAUAUAGUAAAGUAUAUAGCUUUAAACCAAGGAUGGCACACCUGUGGCCCUCUGGGUGUGUGCUUGUUGAAGUCCAACUCCCAUCAGCCCGAGCCAGCAUGGCCAAUGGUCAGGGAUAUUGGGAGUUGUAGUCCAACAACAUCUGGAGGGGCCAUAAGCAGUAGUAGCCAGUGGGGGUGUAGAGAAUUGGGACAGUAUUGCUAACCUGACUUCCCAAUGCAGAGGUUGCUUCCAGUAACCAAGAGAGGGAGAGGGAGGCAGUGAGGAGGUCAGCACUGUGCAAGCACAGAAGCAGGAAUGUUUGUUUGGGUUCAGCUGCUACACCCACACCAUCCUGGCCUUGUCACAGUCCCUGUCAGUAACCAACAGUGAUCUAUGCAUUGGGAACCCAAGUAACCAACACCACUCCAACCUCCUGCACUCUGCCAAUUGCUACAGGCCACAAGUUCCCCACUCCUGGUUUAAACACUCCAAAUAUAAGCCUCACUAUGAUCUCUUAAAGGGACGCAGGUGGCACUGUGGGUUAAGCCACAGAGCCUAGGACUUGCCGAUCAGAAGGUUGGUGGUUCGAAUCCCCACGACGGGGUGAGCUCCCGUUACUUGGUCCCUGCUCCUGCCAACCUAGCAGUUCGAAAGCACGUCAAAGUGCAAGUAGAUAAAUAGGUACCGCUCCGGCGGGAAGGUAAACGGCGUUUCCGUGCGCUGCUCUGGUUUGCCAGAAGCGGCUUAGUCAUGCCGGCCACAUGACCCAGAAGCUGUAUGCUGGCUCCCUCGGCUAAUAAAGCGAGAUGAGCGCCGCAACCCCAAAGUCGGCCAUGACUGGACCUAAUGGUCAGGGGUCCCUUUACCUUUACCUUUAUGAUCUCUUAAAAUCCGCUGAGAGCAGCUUCUUAACAACACCAUGAGGUUCAUUCAGCAGUGACAUUCACACAUUCUCCAAGCCUGAAAACCUUUUGGAAAUGUCAUUUGAUCUGCCUGUUUACAAUAGUCUUUGGAGUUUAGAGUUAAGUUGAGAAACAAAUUUAAUUGAAUUCAAAUAAGUAUUAUUCUGCUACCACAAUUUCAUUUCAUUUCAUUUUAUUCAUUUCAUUUCAUUGUUAUCUAGUUUAAGCCUCUAGGAUGGGGAAGCCUAUGCCCCUUAAAUAAACAUUUUUCCUUCCACCUAUUCCAGUGAAAUCUCUCAAAGAUGUAGAACAGAAGCUGCUGAAGAAGCUUUAGAGAAAGCAACCUUGCUUCAUUACGAGUCGGAAAGGGGGAAGCGCUUGCUAGAACGGGACAUAGAAGAGAAGGAAAAACAGUGUGAGAUGUGGAUGAAGAAAUAUAGUGCCAUGGCAGACCUCUGGCAAUCCCAAGAGGAAGAAAAAUCAAGAAGGCAAAACAAAGCUGUAUGUACCACUUUGAUACAUUAUGAAAUCUGAAUGGCUUGGUCAAUGACUCUGGGUUUUGUUCUGGGAGCCCUCGUGGCUUGAGGUAACUGAUCCAGUGAGCUACUUGGGGGCAAGACACAACUUUAAACAUAUGUUUAAAAAAAUGAACCUGGACUGGCUCUUUAUCUAGAAAAAGCAACUGCACGGUCCUGUCCCCGCACAGCCCCAGCUUGAAUUUAAACUGUGGCUCAGGAUGAGGGGAGUUUAUCCCUUUCCCCUCUGUCCUCUGGCAAAUAGCAGCUGGGGUGGAGUGGAAGUGAUGCAAGGAAACAGAUUAACCCCUACCACAGCCUUGACUAAAAUGAGGGAGCCCUCAAAAGCAGGGUUUUGUUUUGCUAGCAGAGACACAAAGCCUGUAUAAGCGUGUUUCUAAUCCUGUGUUUAAAGUCACAUCUUGUUUGACCUUGUGUGUGCUUACAUCGCAGAAACCUGGUAUAGCUAACUGCCAGAGCCUGGCCUUCUGACUUCAUGGUUGCCUGGUCAACAGAGCUGAAGCUUACGCACUUCAGCCUCUAGCUUCUCCAGUUUCCAGACCUCUCUUUGAACAGUCAGUCCUAGCUAUGGAAUCAUCACUGUAUGUGCCUGAGUGGAAUGGGAUGCCAUCUUCCUCUCCUCCUUCCCUGCAUCCCCCCUGCACCUUUGGGAGACUCUCCUAAGCAGAUUUUGGGGGUGUAUGUGGUGCAGAGAAGAUGGUGAUAUCCUGUUGUACAAGUGGAAAUCCACUGGAUUCACACAACAACAUUUCUGAAGGAAAACAAAUAAGUAAUUGAAAUGCAGGAUGUCUUUUGUGUCUUCCUGGUAGUCUAAAACUCCCCCCCCCCUUGUAUUUCUGAAUAAGCAGCCCCAAAUAAGGUUAAACUUUGCCAUCAGCAUUUCUUCUUCCCUUCUCUUCUUAGUGUCAGGUGAAAAUGAAGAGCUAUUUCUUGUGUAUCAAUGAAAGCAAUGAGCACAUAACAGUAUUAAGAAAUGAAGAUGGAACUCCACAGAGAUUUGCGGUAAGUGUGGGAUAAGCAGACUCCUAUAAUUAAUGCAUGAAGGGAUUAAGACCAUAGAGUAAAAUGUCCUGCCAGGCUUAGCUGGGUCACUCUCCCUCACCUUGCAAGGAAAGAUUAUAUUAUUGAGCAAUAAAAAAUUAGGCCAAUAAUUUAUCUCAUCGGACAAAGUUAAAAAAAGAGGAGUGGUUCUUUAUGCAAAGGAGAACCUAUCACCUAAAUUUAUCUUUAAAGAUGAACAAGGAAGACUUGUAGCAAUUGAAAUUCAAUCACAAGGAGAUAAAUUUUUGGUAAUAGGUAUCUAUGCGCCAAAUGAAGGGAAAUCGGAAUUCUUUAAAAAGCUACAUGAAAUUUUGAUGGACUAUUUGGAUUACAAUAUGAUUUUGAUGGGAGACAUGAAUGGUGUUGUAUCCACAAACAUGGAUAAGGUGCAAAGACAAAUAAUUACUAAGGAUGGAAGACUACCAAAAACAUUCUUUGACAUGACUGAAAACAUGGACUUAAUCGACAUCUGGAGGAUGAAGAAUCCUCUGGGAAGAGAGGGAACUUUCUUCUCCGAGGCUAAAAUGACAUGGACAAGAAUUGACCAAAUCUGGGUAACUAGAGGACUGGCUCCAAAGAUUAGCAAGGUUGAAAUUUGCCCUAAGACCAGCUCUGAUCAUAACGCUGUGAAGAUGGAAAUGAAAUUAAUGCCAACUGGUUCCUUUAGAUGGAGGAUGAACGACUCUUUGUUUAGGAAUGAUGAAUUUAUUAAAAAGGCCCAAAAAACUUUGAAAUAUUAUUUUGAGAUAAACAUGAACACUACAGUGGAAAAAAGAGUAAUCUGGGAUGCAAGUAAAGCCGUCAUGAGAGGCUUCUUGAUACAACAGAAUGCAAUUAAGAAGAGAAUGCAAAAUGAGAAAAAAGAUAAAAUUUUGGAAAACAUAAAGGAAGGAGAGAAGAAACUGAGGGCGAAACCAAAGUCUCAGGAAAUUUUAAAAGAAAUAAAGCUAUACCAAGUACAAUAUAUGAAAAUGAUGAAUCAGGAAAUAGAAUGGAAGAUUAAACAGAUGAGACAAAAGACAUUUGAAUCGGCAAAUAAGUGUGGGAAAUUGCUGGCUUGGCAACUGAAAAAAAGACAAAAAUUAAAUACUAUUACGAAUCUGGAAGUGGAAGGAAAGAAUAUACAGAAUCCAGUGGAAAUUAGAAAGUGCUUCCAGAGGUACUUUAAACAAUUAUACACACAAGAAAAGCAGAAUGAAAUGGACAUUGAUAAAUUCCUGGAAAGAAAUGGAUUACAAUAAAUUUCCCAAGAAAAUAAAUUAAUGCUGGAUUACAAAAUAACGCAUCAGGAAGUAGAAGGGGCCAUUCAGAAUAUGCAACUAGGUAAAUCUCCAGGACCGGAUGGACUGACUUCUAGAUAUUACAGAACUUUGAAAGAAUGGUUAAUACAACCAUUAAAGGAAGUCUGUAAUGAAAUAUUGGAAGGGAAAAGGGCACAUGAGUCGUGGAAAUAAGCAUAUAUUACACUUAUACCAAAAUCAGAGCUUGAAAAGACGCAACUUAAAAACUACCGUCCCAUAUCACUGCUUAACGUGGAUUAUAAAAUUUUUGCAGACAUUUUGGCUAAAAGAUUAAAAAAGGUGUUAGCAGAAGAAAUUCAUAAAGACCAAGCGGGCUUUCUCCCGGGCAGACAUUUGUCUGAUAAUACGAGGAACAUAAUUAAUAUUUUAGAAAAGCUACAAGUGAAGAUUAAUACUAAAGCAGUUUUGAUUUUUGUGGAUGAGGAGAAAGCCUUUGACAAUAUAUCUUGGAGUUUUAUGAAGAAGAAUCUAUUAGGGAUGGGGGUUGGUAAAGGUUUUGGAAAUGGUAUAGGUGCAAUCUACUUAGAACAAAAGGCUAAAUUAAUUGUGAAUAAUGUAGUGACGGAAGAAUUUAAGAUUGAGAAAGGAACAUGACAAGGUUGUCCAAUCUCUCCAUUGCUUUUUAUUUCGGUCCUGGAGGUUCUGUUAAAUAUGAUUAGAAGGGACCAAUUGGUUAAAGGUAUACAAGUGGGAGCUAAACAGUACAAACUGAAAGCAUUUGCAGAUGACUUAGUAUUGACUUUACAGGAGCCAGAAUCAAGCACUAAAAGAGUACUAGAAUUGAUUCAAGAAUUUGGUCAGGUAGCAGGUUUUAAGUUGAAUAAGACGAAAACUAAAGUUUUGGAGAAAAAUCUAAAUGAGAUUGAGAGAGAGAAGUUUCAAAAGGAGACAGGACUGACACUGGUUAAGAAAGUGAAAUAUUUAGGGGUUAAUAUGACUGCUAAGAAUGUGAAUUUAUUUAAGGAUAAUUAUGAAAAAUGUUGGACUGAAGUGAAAAAGGAUUUAGAAAUAUGGUCAAAUUUGAAGCUAUCGUAGCUAGGCCGAAUUGCUGUGAUAAAAAUGAAUGUAUUGCCAAUAAUGCUGUUUUUGUUUCAAACAUUGCAAAUUUUGGACAAAAUGGACUGUUUCAAGAAGUGGUAGAGAGAUAUCUCCAGAUUUGUCUGGCAGGGCAAGAAGCCUCGUAUAAAAUUUAAGAUACUAACUGAUGCUAAAGAAAGAGGUGGAUUUGCCCUGCCAGACCUCAAACUUUAUUAUGAAUCAGCCGCAUUUUGUUGGCUGAGAGAAUGGAUGCUUCUUGAAAACACGGAUGUGUUGGAUUUGGAAGGUUUCAAUAAUGUAUUUGGUUGGCAUGCAUAUUUGUGGUAUGAUAAGGUUAAGGCACACAAAGCGUUCAAAAACCAUAUUGUAAGAAAAGCAUUGUUUAAUGUCUGGAUAAGAUAUAAGGAUUUGUUAGAAAAUAAAACCCCAAGAUGGCUGUCACCAAUGGAAGCAAAGGCUCAGAAAAAACUCAAUAUGGAUGCCAAAUGGCCGAAGUAUUGGGAAAUUUUGGAACAAGAGGGUGACAGACUAAAACUGCAGAGCUUUGAAAAAUUAAAAAACAGAGUACGAGACUGGCUCCAUUAUUAUCAAAUAAUGGAGGCAUAUAACUUGGACAAAAAACUAGGCUUCCAGGUGAAAAAAUCAAAGUUGGAAACAGAAUUGUUAGACCCUAAAGUUAAGAAUUUGUCAAGAAUGUACAACUUGCUGUUGAAAUGGAAUACUCAAGAUGAAAUGGUGAAAUCUGCUAUGAUUAAAUGGGCACAAGAUGUUGGACAUAAUAUCAUGAUGGCUGACUGGGAACAGUUAUGGACCACUGGUAUGAAGUUUACGGCAUGUAAUGCCUUAAAAGAGAAUUUAAUGAAAAUGAUUUACAGGUGGUACAUAACACCAGUCAAACUUGCAAAAAUUUACCAUUUGCCCGAUAAUAAAUGUUGGAAAUGUAAUGAAACUGAAGGUACAUUCUUUCACCUUUGGUGGACAUGCCCAAAGAUUAAAGCAUUCUGGGAGAUGAUCUAUAAUGAAAUGAAAAAGGUAUUUAAAUAUACCUUUCUAAAGAAACCAGAGGCCUUUCUCCUGGGCAUGGUAGGACAAUUGGUGCCAAAGAAGGACAGAAUUUUUUUCAUGUACGCCACAACAGCAGCAAGAAUUCUUAUCGCAAAGCACUGGAAGACGCAAGAUCUACCUACCAAGGAAGAAUGGCAGAUGAAGCUGAUGGAUUACAUGGAAUUGGCGGAAAUGACUGGCAGAAUCCGAGACCAGGGAGAAGAGUCGGUGGAAGAAGAUUGGAAAAAAAUUAAAGUAUAUUUACAGAAAUAUUGUAAAAUUAAUGAAUGUUAGAAGGAUGCUGGAAAGAAGUUAUAUGACUCUAGUAGAAAUGUUACAAAGAAUUAAGUAUGAAUAGACUGAUAAUGGGUAAAGGUUAAACUUAAGGUUUAAUUGCGUUAAGAUAAAUUAUGGAACUAAAUCUGAGAAAGAGGGAAAGGACUUGCUGGAACAAUUAAUUGAACUAGAAUACAAAAAAGGAGGUGUGAGGAAGUCGAGGAAACAAGCAAAUGAAAGAUAAGGAUAUGAAAAUACGGGGUCUUCUUUUUUUGUUCUUUUUUCUUCUUUUUUUCCUAUUUUUUAAAGGUUUGUGUUUUUUAAAUGUUUCUGCUUUUCUUUUUUUCUUUUUUAAUGUGUCGAUGUAUUGUUGAUGUUUUGUAUUAUUGUAUUUCCUUUUGUUUUUAAGGUUUUGUAAUUGUUUAUUGCUUGUAUUUCUUUUUUCUUUUUUUCCUUUUUUUGUAAUAUUUAAACUCUAAUAAAUAUCUUUAAAAAAAAAAGAAAAAAGGAAAGAUUAUAAAACUCCUUGUUCUUUCAUACCACCAUGUGAACUCUGGCAAGCAAAGAGAUCUGAACCAGUUGCUCCAAGCUCAGACUGCAUGGCUUACGCAAGCUGUAGUUGUGUUUCUAUACAAAUAAUUUAGAAACAUUCACCAUUUUGGAAGUUUUGGAAGUUUUGCUGCCUGUGUUUUCUUAUUGCUGUAAAACACAUAAAUCUGACCUUUGAAGAGUUUGUAAGUAAACUAUUUUUAACUUACCAAACACAUGGACUCUUUGUAUGCUAAGAGAAGAGCUUUGAAAGCACCUUAGAACAAAAACCAACCGUAAACAACUUGGAAUUUACUUCCAUUGAGAUCAGAGGGGAAAACACCAGUACUGUGUUCCACAUGUCACAAGAUGGAAAUGGCACCAUGUAAACUUGUACAGAAUGAAACAGUGCUACAAAGAGCUCAGGAUUACAGCUCAGGACUAGUUUUUCUUUUCUAUAUAAAUGAACUAAGCAAAUGUGCAAGAAGAAGCAUGUUUCAAAUACGAAAUUUGGGUGGUAGUAUAUUGGACUAGUGGAAAUAACAGCCUGUUAAGUAUCAAGCUAACAGUCACUCAUCUUCAACUUUUCCUUUCCAAAAUGCUUUGUAAAAAACCCCCCAAAAACUUGGUGUAUCACCACUGCACCUGCCUCUUGGGAUGCUCCACCAAACAGCAAAUUAAUAUACUUAAUUAUAGAUCAAUUUCACUUUGAUUUUUGUUUUUUAAAAAGACAAAGUAAUGUGCCAUAUGCACACAAGUAACAAAGAGAACCUUGAGCUUGGGCCAAAUUUUAUUAAAUUGCGAUAAACUGUGAUAAACUGGAAUUAUGGAUUUGCUUUUUCUUCCCCUCCUAGAAAGGACUGGAUUAUUCUUUGGCGCAGGACAACUUCCUUAGAUUUUAGGCAUUACUGUUCCAUUUCUGUAUGUACUUUCUUGGGAGAAAGCCCCACUGAACUCAAAAGUUUUACUUAUUAGUACAGAGCGUUAUGAGAACAUAAAAGGAGCCCUGGUGUAACAGUCCAAGGCAUUUAGUGUGACAUUUAGUUUUAUUAUUUAACACACAUAAAGGACAAAAAAUGAAAUAAAAAGCAAAGUGUUGUUUCUAAUUUCAGCAUCUGCCCUUAGUGGCGAAAUGGACAAGGCACUAUGUAUCUCUAUAGUUACUGGUAGUACAUAACAAGAAGCAAUAGUUCUUAAAUUAGAAACCCAAGACUUUCUUACUCUACCUGGCAGAGAGGCACAUGUGGAGAAUUUACCAACAAUAUGUAACUACAUGUCACUUAGCCCCUUAGUAUUGGAAGAUGUUUGGCCAAUAGCUAAAUUUAAUGCAGACAAUUGAAGGAUAUGCUCCUUAUUUGACAUGCCAAAAUACCAGAAGUGUUUUGCAUUGAAUGUUGUAUUCAGUGGAUGGAAUAGCUUUGUACCAUGUGAGUCUAGAAAUGGAAGAAAACAGGCAAAUCAUUUUGUGUGGGUAGCAUUCAUGCCUACCUCCUACCGUCGGAGGAAAGAUCUGUUUAUCUUCUGCUGUGGGAUUCAACUCAUUUCUUGAAAGAGGCAGCCAAGAUGUGAAUAAAUUUACCAAAUAUGCCCGCGCAUGCUGUCAUAACUGAAUUAGCUUUGGCAAUCUGACUGAUUAAUUUGCUCAGCAUGUAAAACUCAAAAAUAAACUGACAGGAGUUAGAAAUUGGGUAAUUUAUAACAUUUGGAUUUUUUAAAUGAAAUGGUGCAUGUAGGGUUCACUUUAAUCAUAUUUUUAAAUUCCUGAGAGAAGGCUCUAAUUAUUUGUCUCUUGGCAGCCUCCUGUUCUAUUGUGACGAGUUUAUUGUCAUGGAAUUGCACUAGACAAAAGAGCUUUUGAUUUACAUGCACAGGGCACUCCUUCUAGGAGGUAUUUUUAGGUAUCCAACAGCAACUUGCAACCAUCAACUAUUCUUGCUUAACUAUUACAUUCUUUAAAAACAUUAAAGGUUGGGGGAAGGGUGUGCUAACAUGGGAUUCGCUCAGAAAAACAACACAAGAUGGGUAAGAGGCAAUUAUAUAGAAAUCAGUGAUCUGAUUAACCUGUGAAAUACUUUGAGAAUGAUCUAUUUUCUUAUAUUUGAUAAUUAGCAGAAUUAAAUUAUAAUGCUCUUUGUCAGAAUUGUAAAUAAGUCAGAGCUCCCCCUGUUUUAAUCAAUAUUAAAAAUGAGAUAGAUCUCUCCAGCUGAUUUGACAUACCUAGCUCACACAAAAUGGCCCCUAGUAGCUUUGCUUCUUCCUCUUCCAUAUGAAGGCUCCAUGUGAGGAAGGGCCACUUGUAGCUCAGUGGUAGAACAAAUAUCACAACUUCUGUCUGCAAUACCUCUACAAAGGGGUGGGAAAGAUUCCUGACUGAAACUCCAGCUUUAUAUCUAGGUAGCCCAAAUGGUGCCUUUCAUUUCCCAUCCGCCCCAGCCACAUGGCCAAUAGUCAUAAUAUAUUGUCUAUACCAGGAGCAGCCAAACAGCCAACUCAAUAUUAUUCCUUUAAAUCUUGAGGGACCCAUAACCAGUUUGUGCAGUGCACUCUCACAAGUUUUUCCUUUUUUAAAAUUAAUUUUCUGUUACAAAAUCAGUAAUAAAGCAUUCACAAAACAGUUAUCAUCAUUUCUUUGUGCAAACAUAAAUAAUAAAACAUGACAAGACUAACAAAUGGGUCACUAGGGGGGUAAAUACAUCUUAUUUCAUAUUGCAUAAUAUCUACAUACACCAUUUCUACGGUAUUCCUUGUCUAUGUGUUGAUUCAUUUAUAUAUUUAAUAAAAUCAUACCAUAGAGUGUAAAAAUUAUCUUGUUUUUUUCUGUCUCCUUGCCACCUUCAGUUUUUGCAACAACUUUCCCAUUAUGGCUGUUUGCAAUGUUUUUCAGGUUUUGGUUAUGACCAUUCUAGCUGCUGUUAAUAAGUGUUUUAUUAAUUCCUUACUUCUUAAUUGGUCCAUAUCUGAAGUAUAUAGAAUAAGUAAGGCUAAGACCAGGGUAUGAGCUGUAAUCUGAGAUAUAUCUUUCAAAACUUCCUUCCAGAAUUGUUCUAUUUGUAAAAACCCACCAGGAAGUGGGGAGUAAAACACCAUCCAGAGAACCUUGAGGGUGGGGAGACAACCUUUGAAAUAACUGCUUAAGCACAGGUCGCUGUUAAUUCAGGAGCACUUUCUUUUUUUAAGGAGGUGGUAAAAAAAUUUUUCAAUGUAAUCCCUCUGAAUCAGCCCCACACAGGUUUCAGCCAUGUCAACAAGACCUUAAGUAAUCGCUAUGAAGUGGAAGCAAUCCUUUAUUUAUAAAGCAGCUCUUAUUUCUUGUUUUUUGCCUAUGUUUCAGGAAGGAGAGCAAGUUUGUUUUUCAGUCCCUGGUGUUGACAAUGAAGAAAAGGCCAAGAGCACUGACAGGUAGGACUUUUAUAGUCUCUGACAUCUCCUAACCUCCAACUUCACAGUGAGCUAUCUGUGCAGAGGAUCUGACAGGUAAUAAAUUAAUAUGUUUACUGGCAUAUUCAAGACAGGAAAUAAACUGAUGGAAAGGCACGUCUCAUUACUUCUGCUUUUCAUGUAUCCUCUGACAACACUAACUGUCUACCUCUUUCCAUCCCUCCUCUCCCUACUAGGUAACAGAAAAUUGGCUCCUCUGUGAAAAUAAAAAUGGGAGCAAAAUUUCAUGCCCAGGAAAAUCAAGACACAUAAGAGUUCAGCUCUUCAAAGAGCUUUUUGCUCCUUUAAUCAUUUCCCCCCUAAAAUAAUCCAUUAGGAAUCCUUGAAAUCCUAGCUAGUCAACUGUUGUGGGCUUUUAGUUUGAACUUUGUAGUUACAGAUCUUUGAAGGAGAAAUUGAUAAAAAAUGAAGUAGCAGUAAUGUGAGAGAGAAUCUGAAAGAACAAAGAGAGUGUAGAGGAGGAGGAUCUGUGAGCAGCUGCUGAGAGAUGAGCAAAUUCCUCUGUGAGCUGUCUGUGAGACAACUUUGUGUUGUGCCUUGACUGGCAAGUGCUCACCCUCUUCUUUUGCCCAGUUCAUUGCUAUCAAUGUGAGAGAAUCUCUGGGCUCUUCCAGGCGACCUAUUUACUAAGCAUCCAGAUUAGUUUGCACAGCGUUUAAUGAAUAUGUUGGAUUACAUCCAGUCUUUACUGAACAUUCAUUCGGAUUUGUUUGUGGGGAGUUUAUACGACAGUGAACAUUUAUCCUUACUUGCUUGUGUCUUACCUAUAAUCAUGAGCUCAUUCCACACUUUUCUAUGUGUUUUCCCAUCACUUUCCUAAUCACAAAAGUAUAAAUAAGUAAAUAAAAUGUUGCUGCCUAUUGUCUUGGACUGAUUGCCCAGGGCCUCAAUGUACAGAUACUGUUGGAGAGUGUUUGUGUAAGAGUGCUACAAUAAUAUUAUGUACAAUUCUGGCUUCUCAAUCUUGAAAAAAAAAAUAAAGGAGGGGGAGAAAUUGUAGGACUGGAAAAGAUGCAGAAAAGGGCAACCAAAAUUAUCAGGAAUCUGGAGCAUUUUCUCUCCAAGGUUACCAUGUUUGGGGCUUUUCAGUUUAACAAAAAAAAGUGGCUCAGUGAGGGGUAAAAAAGGUAAAGGUACCUCUGCCCGUACGGACCAGUCGUGUCCGACUCUAGGGUUGUGCGCCCAUCUCACUUAAGAGGCCGGGAGCCAGCGCUGUCCGGAGACACUUCCGGGUCAUGUGGCCAGCGUGACGGAGCUGCUCUGGUGAGCCAGCACCAGCGCAGCACACGGAAACGCCGUUUACCUUCCCGCUAUAAUGCGGUACCUAUUUAUCUACUUGCACUUAGGGGUGCUUUCGAUCUGCUAGGUGGGCAGGAGCUGGGACUGAAAGACGGGAGCUCACCCCGCCGCGGGGAUUCAAACCGCCGACCAUACGAUCGGCAAGUCCUAGGCACUGAGGUUUUACCCACAGCGCCACCCGCGUCCCGACUCAGUGAGGGGUACUGGUAAAUAAAAGCAUUUUUAAAAAAUAUUCCUGGUGCAGAGAAAAUUGUUGUGCCCCUCCCCCCAUCUCAUAAUACCUGAACUUAGGGCAAUUCAAUGAAGCUGAAUGUUGGAAAAUUCAGGACAGAGGAAAGGAAACACAUUUUCACACAGUGCAUAUGUAUAGAACAAUGUCACAAGAUGACCAUCUAAAGCUAGUCUUGAUGGUCACUGACUUAUGUUUAUGACUUUAGAAAGGCAUGAGGCAAAUUCAUGGGAGAUCAGGCUGCCAAUGGCUACGAGUCAUGGAGGAUAAAUGGAACAUUCACUUUCAGAGGCAGUAGGCUGCUGAGUAACCGUUACUGGGGAGCUACAAAAGCAGAGGGAUUUUGCCUCUAAUGUCCUGCUUGGGGGUUUCCUAGAGGCAUUUUUAGUUGGCCGCUGUGAGAAACAGGACAAGGUGGACCUUUUGAUCUAACCCAACAGAGCUCCUCCUGUUAAGUUGUGGGUGAACAUAUCAGACGACACAGCGAUUCUUCCAAAGCAGCUCUUUAUUUGUAAGCUGGAACAGAACUAACUGAGGAGCUCAGUCAGCCUGCUUAUAUAGAGCUCCAGAACAAUGUAACUGUUGCCAUUUUCUAAAACUACCCAAUCACUUUCGAUCCUUCAUUUGCAUGCAAACUAUCCAAUCACUGAACGUCACUUUUGAUCCUUCAUUUGCAUAACUAUCUACAGUAUCCCCCUGCUGGCCCAGGGUGAGAACUUCAGUACAUAACACCUCCAAUGUGGCUUCCUUAUAGGGACUCACUUUAGCCCAGGAACUACAUCCUUCCAUCACCCCUUUUGCUUGAAAAUCCCUCCCAGAAAACCUGUGUGGUGGCACUUCUCUUCCUUCCUUCAGAUCUUUCCUCAAAACCACACAAGCUGCAGAGCCUUUGCUCCACCUUUUAGUCCUCAUUGAGAUAAGCCCUAAAUUCAUGUAGCUUCUAAAUUCUCCACACUUAUCACUUGCUGCUCUUUCUGCUCGUCUUUCUCUGUCUUUUGCUGCUCCUUGCCUAAAUAUUGUGUUCCUCAGCAAAGAAACAUGUAUUAUUUCUUGUUCUGUAAAGCCUUUGUAAAUUAGGGCUGUCAUAUUUCAAAAAGCUGCUUUUCCCAUCACAUUGCCAUACAUUCGGGUUCCCCCUGACAUUUUGCUGAUUUGGCAAAAUUUCCCCGACGCCAUUUUUAGACCUGAAAACCAGGACAUGUCAGGAAUUUUCCUGAUGUAUGGCAAGCCUAUGUAAAUCAACAGUGCUUUAUUAACCUGAGCUAGCUUUGCCCAACCUGAUACUCUCCAGAUGUUUUGGGGUCCAAACUCCCAUCAGCCCUGGCCAGCAGAGCCAGUGGUCAGGGAUAAUGACAGUAAUAAUAAUAAUAAUAAUUUAUUAUUUAUACCCCGCCCAUCUGGCUGGGCCUCCCCAACCACUCUGGGUGGCUUCCAUAGAAACCAAAAAUACAGUAAAAUAUCACAUGUUAAAAACUUCCCUGAACAGGGCUGCCUUAAGAUGUCUUCUGAAUGUCAGGUAAUUUAUCGCUUUGACAUCUGCUGUUAGGGCGUUCCACAGGGCGGGCGCCACUACCGAGAAGGCCCUCUACCUGGUUCCCUGUAGCUUUGCUUCUCGCAAUGAGGGAACCGCCAGAAGGCCCUCGGCGCUGGACCUCAGCGUCCGGGCAUAACGAUGGGGGUGGAGACGCUCCUUCAAGUAUACUGGACCGAGGCUGUUUAGGGCUUUAAAGGUCAGCACCAACACUUUGAAUUGUGCUCGGAAACGUACUGGGAGCCAAUGUAGGUCUUUCAAGACCGGUGUUAUAUGGUCUCGGCGGCCACCCCCAGUCACCAGUCUAGCUGCCGCAUUCUGGAUUAGUUGUCGUUUCCGAGUCACCUUCAAAGGUAGCCCCACGUAGAGUGCAUUGCAGUAGUCCAAGCGGGAGAUAACCAGAGCAUGCACCACUCUGGCGAGACAGUCCGCAGGCAGAUAGGGUCUAAACCUACGUACCAGAUGGAGCUGGUAAACAGCUGCCCUGGACACAGAUUUGACCUGUGCCUCCAUGGACAGCUGUGAGUCAAAAAUGACUCCCAGGCUGCGCACCUGGUCUUUCAGGGGCACAGUUACCCCAUUCAGGACCAGGGAAUCCUCCACACCUGCCCGCCUCCUGUCCCCCAAAAACAGUACUUCUGUCUUGUCAAGAUUCAACCUCAAUCUGUUAGCCGCCAUCCAUCCUCCAACCGCCUCCAGACACUCACACAGGACCUUCACCGCCUUCACUGGUUCUGAUUUAAAAGAGAGGUAGAGCUGGGUAUCAUCCGCAUACUGAUGAACACCCAGCCCAAACCUCCUGAUGAUCUCUCCCAGCGGCUGCAUGUAAAUGUUGAAAAGCAUGGGGGAGAGGACAGAACCCUGAGGCACCCCACAAGUGAGAGCCCAGGGGUCUGAACACUCAUCCCCCCCCACUUUCUGAACACGGCCCAGGAGGAAGGAGCGGAACCACUGUAUGACAGUGCCCCCAGCUCCCAGCCCCUCAAGACGGUCCAGAAGGAUGUUAUGGUCGAUGGUAUCAAACGCCGCUGAGAGAUCCAGCAGAACUAGGAAACAGCUCUCACCUUUGUCCCUAGCCCGCCGGAGAUCAUCAACCAGUGCGACCAAGGCAGUUUCAGUCCCAUGAUGAGGCCUGAAUCCCGACUGGAAGGGAUCCAAAUGGUCCGCUUCUUCCAGACGUGCCUGGAGUUGUUCAGCAACCGCUCGCUCAAUCACCUUGCCCAAGAAUGGAAGAUUUGAGACUGGGCGAUAGUUGGCCAUCGUGGCUGCAUCUAAAGAUGGUUUUUUAAGAAGCGGUUUAAUAACCGCCUCUUUCAGCAGGUCUGGGAAGGCUCCCUCACGGAGGGAAGCAUUCACCACCCCACGAAGCCCAUCGCCCAGUCCUUCCCGGCUAGCUUUUAUAAGCCAGGAUGGGCAAGGAUCCAGGAGACAGGUGGUUGGUUUCACUCAUCCAAGCAGCCUGUCCACAUCCUCGGAGGUAACAGAUUGGAAUUGAUCCCACUCAACUUGACUAGACAAAACUCUAGCACUCUCCCGCCCCGGCCCUGCUCCCACGGUGGAGUCUACUUCUUCCCGAAUCUGAGCGAUUUUCUCUGCAAAAAACUUUGCAAAAUCAUUGCAGGAGAACAUGUGGCCCGUACUGGGCCCCGAUGUUCCAGGCGAUUCCGCUAAAUUGUGAACCACCUGAAAAAGUCUCCUGCUGCUGUUUUCUGCAGAUGCAAGAGAGGCGGUGAAUAAAUUCUUCUUCGCCGUCGCUAUCACCACUUGGUAGGCUCGACGUUGAGCUCUAACCUGUGUCCGGUCAGAUUCGGAAUGAGUUAUCCGCCACCGGCGCUCUAGCCAUCUCAACGAUUGUUUCAUUGCCCUCAGAUCCGUGGAAAACCACAGGGCUGUCCGGGCUCCAUGCAAUCGGAGAGGGCGCUUCGGAGCCAAACAGUCAAUAGCCCUGGUUAACUCCACAUUCCAGCGGGCCACCAGGGAAUCAGCUGAAAGGCCAUCAACAUGGGAUAAAGCAUCCCCUACCACUCUCUGGAAACCAUUUGGAUCCAUUAAGUGGCGGGGACGGACCAUCCAAAUUGGUCUCACCUCCCUGCAGAGGGGAUGGGUCGCAGAGAAGUCCAGUUGCACCAGGAAGUGAUCUGACCAUGGCACUUCUUUCAUUUCGCAUUUACUUAGUGUCAGAUCACCAACAUCCAUAGAGGUAAACACCAGGUCCAAGGCAUGUCCACGGCUAUGGGUUGGGCCAGACUUAUUCAGGGACAGCCCCAUGGAGGCCAUGCUUUCCACGAAGUCCUGAGCGGCCCGUUGUAAGGUCGUGUCGGCAUGGAUGUUAAAAUCCACUAGGACGACCAAGCUAGGUGUCUCCAGGAGAACAUCCGCCACGACCUGAAGCAGCUCGGGCAGGGAAUCCUUGGUGCAGCAGGGAGGUCGGUACACCAAAAGGAAUCCUGUACUGCCCCUAUUGCCCAACUUCCAGAACAUGCACUCGGAAAACUGGGUCUUCCCAAUAGGACGCCUGGUGCAAACUAAUGACUUCCUAAAAAUCACUGCAACCCCCCCCUCCCCGCCCACAUGACCUGGGUUGCUGUGCGUAAGAGAAACCUGGUGGACAAGCAGCGGCAAGGACAGGCCCAUCUGCUUCCUCCAACCAAGUCUCUGUUACACAUGCCAGGUCAAGUCCUCCCUCCAUGAUCAAGUCAUGGAUGGCAGUGGUCUUAUGAAUCAUUGACCUGGCAUUGCACAGCAGCACCUUCAGUCAUGUGGGUAUCCCUUGCUGAUUCUAGUAUCCAUCCGGUCAGGACCAGACCCGGAGGCAGGAAUAGUCCUCAGACAACGACUAAACCUGCCCCCUCUGUAAUGAGAUGGUCUAGUAUUAGCGUAACUCCUCCUCCUACCCGUGAUCACUGAGAUUGGUUGUCCCAGUGCAUCCCCCCCUGUGGAACAUGCCCCAGCCAUUUUGUGGGCUGGGGCCCACUCCCCGGCAGCCCUGACCCCUCCCCUUAAGAACAAAAUAACACCUUAAACAAACAAACAAACAAACAAACAAACAAAACCAAUAAAACAAUACAAACAAAAAACUGUAAAAAUUACAAAAACAUCAAAAUAAAAAAAAUUCCCCAAGCCCAACCAAACAUCCAUCCCACCCCCACCCCCCACAUACAAAAAAUCCAAAAGAAAUUUUUAAAAACAUUUUAAAACACUCUGUGCCCCUCUGGCAGUAACAGCAACUGUCCUAGUGAGGCCUGUCAGGCCCCGCCCUGGGCCAGGUGGUAAGUGGCAAGAGCAGGGCCCUCAGGCACUCACUCAGGGGAGUCCUCCUGGGCAGCAGGCAGCAAGCAGCAAGCAGUCCUUGUCCUGGAGGGCACCAGGAUGAGGAAGGCUGAUCUAAACAUCAGCUGUCAAAUGAACAAUUUUAACUGCAUCAACUUACCCCUUUGUAUGAUAAGUGGGAAACUUAUCGGGUACCCUGGAGAACCAAUUAAGGUUUAUACUGUAUAUGGCUUUGCUUUCUUCCAACAUAAAAAGGGCUAAACAUAGUAAAAAAAUGUGACUAUUUUUUUCUUUGCUCUACCCCCCUCCACUUACUUAAUUUAUCCCAAAUGUAGUUUUGUUAUCAUAGUCGCUUGGUAAACUGAAUAAAAACAAAAUUUAUCUUUAAUCUCAGCUAUGCAGAUUUUUUAAAAUUAAAGGCACAGAACAUACUCCCAGCUUCAUAAAAAUAAUGUUGGGUGGAAAAAGUAUUACAACUAGGCUGUCUCUAGUUUGGGUUUGCCACCCGUCUUUUUGCAUUAACUUGGUAGAAGACAGCACAGACAACAAGCUGAGGUCACUUUGAUCGUGUUAAGCAGUUCUCUCACAGGCUGUAAUACAAUGCAAUCAAUUUUAAAAAAAAGGGGGGGGGGAAAGAUUGUUCUCCGGAAAUAGGUGAAUAUGCUCUCUUUUAACCCUGCAUAAACCAGACCAGAGGAUCCAAAGGAUCCCUUUUUCACUCAUUGUGGAGGGGAGUGCAGAGAUAAGUCUCCCCUCCCUGGGCACUGCUUUUUUAGAAAGUGUGGCUUCCCCACACUUGUUAUUAUUUAAGGAAAAGUAAGUUACCUGAAAAAGAACCGAUGUACAAUUGGAUCUAGACCACUGGGAACACCGGGUCUGUCUCUAGUCCUAGUAGUCCUACUGCUUAGAUUAAUCAGAGUGGGGUUGCCAAACUUUUGGGGCUAUUUGGAGUUUUGAGAAUAUGCCAUAGCCAGGUCACAAAAUGGCUACUGUGGGGGGUUGUGCUGAUUAACACAAAAUGGCUGCCAUAGGGUGUGACAUAACGUAGCCAAAAGAGCAGAAAAAGAGACAGGACCACAGAAUGGUGUGGACAAGCACAUCCCCAGUCAAUUGGUGGGGGGGGCACCUACAUAAAGCACUGCUGCACUCAUUCAUAGAGAGCAGCUCUUUGCAUCUCCACUCUUCUCUCUCCUCUCCUGGCAUAUGACGAACUGUGGGUGUUUGGCGGAGGAGAGACUGAGGCACUGCAAAGAAGAGAGCAGGAAGAGCUCUCUCAUGCAUUGUGGAUUUUUAGGGGAUAUUUAGUGAGACCUUUUGUAGGCGCCAUAGGAGGUACUGGCAGGCAUACCAGUGCCCAUGGGCACUAUGUUGGGAACCCCUAGAUUAGGGCUGCAGUUCUGAGUUUGACUUCUGGUCAAGGGGGAAGUCAGCAUCUUGUUAAAGAGAUACACACUUUCCCAUAACGUAUGUUCUGAUGAUCACAAGAAGCAUUUCCUUUUGUUUGCUGCUUUCAGUGAGUAAACUAAGGAGCCUAGUGAUUGCUCACUUGUACAGGGAGCAAAUCUGUUUGUACAGACUGAUCCAGCCUAGUAUUCCAAACACUCUACUUGUCAUUUUUUCUCUUACCCCUCAUUUCUCCCAUACAAUCAUUGCUUGUAUAUACUGUACAUCAGGGUUGCCGUAUUUCAGACAGAAAUCCAGACAGAAAGGUUGUUGAGCUUUUGUGACAACAUCACAAAAUAAAAUAAAAAUAAAAUAAAAUUGGAGCUAUUUUUAAGUAAAAUCGCCAAAAUAACGACACUGCUGGCACAGACAUAUGGAUUUCCCCGGACAUUCCAGCAAUUUCUGCCUGGACACUGAUUCCAACUGCAGUAUUCCAUAUAUGUCUGGGAAAUUCUAGACGUAUGGCAACCCUAAAGUGUACAUGCACCAAAAGGAGGCAUAAAUAAAUACAUACCAGUGAAAUGGGGAAAUAACAUGCAGUAGAGAAACUAUGGUGCAGACAUACUGAGUUUUUGCAUUAACUAUUACGUUGAAUCUUUAUUUCUCUGCAGGAUUUUGCACAGAGUUGUUGCACCCAGUUCAAGCCCUGGACAUCCUCAGAUGUGUGGACUUUGUCCUGCUGAACUGCAGGAGAGAACACCUGCUAGAAGAGGCAGGAAAAUCAUUGAAUAUUUCUGGUUUCCAGUUGAUGGUAAUACUGAAGAGUGA